Aspergillus neoniger CBS 115656 is the source of this 1554-nucleotide messenger RNA. Its product is annotated as cytochrome P450. The record is from RefSeq and is a predicted model, not a curated record. NCBI's taxonomy places the organism in Eukaryota, Fungi, Ascomycota, Eurotiomycetes, Eurotiales, Aspergillaceae. The transcript has 3 exons. Gene Ontology annotation, molecular function: monooxygenase activity; iron ion binding; heme binding. The coding region runs from base 1 to 1554 and encodes 517 amino acids.
AUGGUCUUCCUUGUACUUCUGGCUGCAGGGCGGGUCACCUACGCCCUAGUGUUGUACCCCAAGUACUUCACACCGUUCAAGCAUCUGCCAACACCGCCUCGCCGCUGGCUUCUUACCGGCAAUCAGACCUCCCUUUUUAGGGAGUUCCCGUGGGACGUCGCACGUCGAUGGUCAGAAACUAUCCCCAACAAUGGUCUCAUCCGGUACUACGUCGCGCUCUCCAACGAAAGGUUGCUUGUCACCAGCCCCAAGGGUCUCAGUGAAGUGCUAGUCCACGGUGCGUAUGACUACACCAAGACCAAUCUCGCGCGAUUUGCCAUCCAACGGUUCACGGGUAACGGUCUGGGCUUUCUGGACGGGGAAGAGCAUCGGAAAGGCCUGUUGCCCGCUUUUGCCACCGGCCACGUCAAACGCCUGAUUCCCAAAUUCUGGGCGAAAGCCGCUCUGAUGGUUUCGUUGAUCGAGCGGUCCCUAGAGGACGACAGCAGCAAGGACCAACGACAGAAGUCUGACAGUCCGGUCGUUCAGCUCCACCACUGGGGCACGCGCGCAACCCUCGACAUUAUCGGCGUGGUGGGAAUGGGCUAUGAUUUCGACACGCUCACCCAUCCGCACAACGAGCUCAGCGAGCAGUACCGGAAGAUGUUUCUGGAGCCAUCCAAUGCCUUCAAUUGGCUGGAGCUGUUGGGCAACUACAUCGACUUCCGCAUCCUGCUGACCUUGCCCGUGAGGAAGAAUCGCGAGCUCACGCAGGGUUCCCAGUAUAUCCGCCAAGUGGCUGAGAGGGUGAUUCACCACAAGGUCCAAAAGCGGCAGCGACAGUCCGAGGAAAGUCCCCCGGACGAUGACAUCGUAGCCAUAGCCCUGGCCAGUGGAACCUUCACCGAGCAACAACUCGUGGACCACGUGAUGACCUUCCUGGUCGCCGGCCACGAAUCGACCGCCACAGCCUUUGAAUGGGCCAUGUACGAGCUUGGUCGACGGCCCGCUAUGCAGUCACGACUGCGGGAGGAAAUCCGCACCCACAUAUCUUCCAUGCAAGUAGAAGGAAGAGGAACAACUACCGCGGCUGGCACCCACCUAGCGACCACCAUCGAAUCACUACCCUAUCUCAACGCCGUGUGCAGCGAGGUCCUGAGAUUUUACCCAUUCGUCCCCUUCGCUACACGGGUGGCCAGUCGCGACAAUAUCAUCCAGGGCACGUUCGUCCCCAAGGGCACUGUCGUGGCUUUCGCCGCCCACGCCACGAACCACGAUGCAGCCCUGUGGGGCCUCGAUGCGGACCGCUUCGACCCGGAGCGGUGGAUGCGGCCCCAGCAAGGGAAAUCCGGCGGCGCGACGAGCAACUUCGCCUCUUUGACAUUUUCCGCGGGGCCGAAGAGCUGCAUCGGCCAGGGGUGGACGCGGGCGGAGCUAGCAUGCCUGGUGGGUGCGACGGUGGGUCGAUUCGAGAUCUCGCUGCUUGACCCAAUGGACAACCAUCUGAAGAGAGGGAAAACCAUGAAGCUGCGGAAUGGUGUGCGUGCGCGGGUUAAGGUAGUGGACGGAUGGUAA